GAUUGCUUAGCCCAUGCAUCCUCCCUCAUCAAUUCUGUUACACACUGCCAUACUUACUGCCUCUUCUUCUUCUCUCCUCGUUAAAAAACUUUUUUUUAACAAAUCAACUGUCACUUUACUUGGUCUCCUUCUAUAGCUGCCUCAUAAAAUCUCAUCUGUUAAGUAACCAUAAGAAGACUGCUUUUCUGUACCGGUCUUCUCUUCCACCCUCAUCUAAAUUCAUGACAGGACUUUAACUGCCAUCAGAAAAUUUGAGCUGUAUCCUGUGUCUAAAAGUAUUAUUCUGAACAACAGAUUUCCCCUUUUGUACUGUCGUCAUAUAAAACUGGAGCGGAUUAAAUUUCUGGUCUGUAUAUUCUUGUGAAGAAGCUUUAUCGGCCUACUAUUGAUAAAAUAUUUGGCAAGUGCACAUUUUUCUGGGAAAAAUUGAGGUGGAGAAAGCAAAAACAGAAACGUCACACAUAAGAACGAAUUCUUAUAUACACAAAUCGUAAUCAUGAGUGAUUUGGUGUGGCCCAUUAAAAACGGAGACUUGGACCAAGUCCGAGAAAUUGUGGAGAAAAAGGGCAUUAAUGUCAAUGAGGAUGUGGAUGGUCGUCCACCGCUUUUGUACGCUGCAGACUACGGACAGCAGGAAGUCAUUGAAUAUCUGAUUUCGAAGGGAGCUAAUGUGAACUCUUGCGAUAAGCAUGGAAUCAGCGCCCUGCUCGCCGCUAUUUGGGAAGGACACACUGAUUGCGUGAAGCUCUUGCUGACAAAAGGUGCAUCAAGAGAUGGGAAAACUCCUGACGGAACAAGCUAUCUUGACGCUGCGGAAAAAGACGAAAUUCGAGCUUUAUUAAGAUAAAAAUCCAUUUUGUCGCCUUAUUUAUUACCGGAAUAAGUAUGAUCCUACCAACCAAGAAGGUCUGUAUCCCAGCUUCGUUUAUACAUAAAUGUAGAUGCAUUCACUGACAAUAACUGUAAUCUGCGUAGAAAAAUGAAGACCUGGGAAACCUUAUCUCUAAAUAAUACUAAUUAAAAUUCCACUAUUCGGACUAAAGAUAAGUAAUAAUGCUGAUUUUAUAUUUUCAUAAGUGACAGAAAUAAUUAGACGCAGUUUCACAUUUUUGGAAUUCAAACGGCCACACACCCGAAUGUCUUAAUGAUUAAAAUUCAGUGGCUUAUAACAAAAUUAAUGUAAUUACAGUCGUUAUAUAUUUUGACUCUAUUUGCAAAUAUGCUUGUCAAUUUUGAGGGGUUAUGGUUUUUGAGACAGGUAUAAACACUGUAUUUAAUUAGUAGACUUUUGCCUACAUGUGUAUUUGCACAUAUGCAUGAAUAAUAUCAUGCAUCAUCUUAUAUAUGGUAAUUUUCUACUAUGUAUGUACAUAAGUAUACUUCUAUGCACACACUCCAAUAUCGUCCAGACCAGCUAAUAGUAAUUGUAAUUAUCAUGUUUGAAACAGUGGUGUUGUGCAUCAUCGACUGUUAUCGAGGAUAAAACUUAAUUUUCAUGGGCGAUUUUGUUGGAAUGAUCUGAUCGUAAAAUGUAUAAUUAGAAUGUACUACAUAGCUUACAAGUACUACAUUUUGCUGAUUUUAGACAGUCUUAUUGUGAUUAGGCUGAACAGUAUUGACGAAUAUAUCGAUAAUUGUUUAAAUCAAGUUACAUGGCAUUUGUUUAGAGAUAAUUGGUAAAUGGAACUGCAAUUGUGAAAACUAGUCCAAAUACCUGUGGAACUUUGAGUAUCAAUGUGUAUUUGAUUGCAUUAGUAUUAAUCAACUAAAUGUGUAAAUGAAAUGAACGAUGGCGAUAAUUAAGUAUAAUUCUAGCCCAGCGUAUUAUAUAAUUUAUUUACAUAAAGGGUGACAUGAUUGAAGGAUAUGUUGUUUUGUAAAUUAAAAAACACGGCUUUCAGAUUACACUGCAUAGUGAAAUAAAUAAUUACAUUCAAAGUUA
Molecule: messenger RNA, 1942 nt
Organism: Folsomia candida
Lineage: Eukaryota; Metazoa; Arthropoda; Collembola; Entomobryomorpha; Isotomidae
Product: myotrophin
Exons: 4
Coding region: 497-847 (116 amino acids)
Biological process (GO): regulation of barbed-end actin filament capping
Cellular component (GO): cytoplasm; nucleus
Molecular function (GO): protein binding
Source: RefSeq, a predicted model, not a curated record